Messenger RNA from Phycodurus eques (leafy seadragon), 6937 nucleotides. It is a transcript of the gene nsmce1, whose product is annotated as NSE1 homolog, SMC5-SMC6 complex component. Bases 253 to 966 code for a protein of 237 amino acids. Gene Ontology annotation, molecular function: ubiquitin-protein transferase activity. The record is from RefSeq and is a predicted model, not a curated record. The transcript has 8 exons. NCBI's taxonomy places the organism in Eukaryota, Metazoa, Chordata, Actinopteri, Syngnathiformes, Syngnathidae. Gene Ontology annotation, biological process: DNA damage tolerance; double-strand break repair via homologous recombination. Gene Ontology annotation, cellular component: nucleus; Smc5-Smc6 complex.
CACUAAACUAGGAGGGUCGUCUGCGCAUUCCGUGUGGACGGCAAGAGAACCAAAAGACCAGUGAUGCCGGGUACAUUGUGAGGCAUACGGUUACAUAGAACGCCGCACAAAAAAAAAACAUUCUACCCUGUACAAUUGCGACGACAGAACUGGGAGUAACGUUUCAUAGCAAAAAAGAGUUUUGUGCUACUGCUUUUUGUUUUGUAUUGACAGCACAGGCUUCAACAUUGACAAAAAGAGCCGCGACACCAAAUGGAUGACAGCCAUAGAAGAUUCCUGCAGGCAAUGAUGCGCAGGGGCAUUGUUGACGAACCAACUGCACAGCAACUCCAUCAGCAUUGUUGCAGUAUCCAGAACACCGUUCAUGCCCCAGACCAAUUUGAGGACUAUAUUGAUACCAUCAACUCUAAUCUGGAGCCCAUAUUCAUGCAGAUUAGAAAAGGAAUGUGUGAAGACAGCGGUCUGCAACACUAUGCUUUGGUUAACAUGAUUGAAACGGAUGUCACCAGAAUGACGUCUGACUACGCUGAUCAUGAACUGGAGGUUUUCCGGAAAAUAAUGGACCUGGUCAUGGAUUCGGACACUGGCAGGGCCUACUCCACUGAAAUUCUCAAUUCCGCCAUCACCCUGCCCCAAAAAACAAAGAAGACAGAGACAGAACAGCUGCUCAAUCGAUUUGUGCGUGACAAUUGGCUCACUGAGAAAGAGGGCGAAUACUGCUUAUCCACCAGAUGUAUCAUCGAGAUGGAGCAAUACAUUCGCACUAUGUAUCAAGACCAGGUCAAAGUGUGCCGCAUCUGUCGCAACAUUGCCUUCCAGAGCCAAAUGUGUGAGAAUCCAACAUGUGGCAUAAAAAUGCACAACCCAUGCAUGGCCAGAUUCUUCCGAGGAACGACUGAGCCUCGCUGCCCCGCUUGUAAAGACUUUUGGCCGCAUGAGAUCCCUGAAAUCGAGGAACGUCAGUAAGAAUCCAGCAAAUGAAGACCUCGGGAUCACGUGUUUGUAAACAAAGUUGUAUAUAUUUGAAUAAAUCUUAUAACACAAUUGUUACUCAACCUUAAACAUUUUACUGAUAUGACUACAACUUGGAAGGUAUGGGACAUGUGCCCCCCCCGUCCCCUGUGUGUGAUGGCUCUUCAAAAAGGUAAGCAGAGGUGCAUUGUGUUUUGUUGGAUGUAUAGAUUACUGUUAGCUAACAGCGCUAAAUUCUGGCUUGUACUUGAUUGCUCAGUGAAGUUGGUGGUGGGGUAUUUUUGCUCGGCAAUAUGGCCAUCCACCACAUAAACGCUGACGUCUAUGAAGAGCUCCCUCCAUGAGUGAAAAUGUAUAUGGACGCUCGCAUAUUUGUUUUCCCAGUCUGGGUGCUGAUCCUGCUCUUUUAAUUAGUGAAUAAAAUGUAAGACGCAAGACAGAGUUACAACAUUGCUGCUUGAUCAUCAGUAUUUGUACUUGACUUGUUUAACCAAGUAUCUGUACAGUACUUCUGUGAGGGAGUACUUUUGCCGUAACGCCAUCUUUGCCAAUUAACUGUUCCUGUGAUUAUUUUUUUUCUCUUGUCCAGAUCUUAGUAGCAACCAGUGUUGCCACAGUUACCUGGAAAAUGUCACUGUUACUUUACUAAUUUAUUGAUCUUAAAAGUAACUGACUUUACUGAUUUAGUUCAAAAGUAUAUUGGGCGUACACACACACCAUUGCUCCCACCAUCGUAAUUUUGAUGCGAAGAGCGAGAAAAGGUGACAAGAUAACGCAACUGUUUAACUAGCAAAGCUGUGGGUGAGGGACGGCGGGAGAAGCACUUACUUAAGUAACGUCAGCCAUGCAGCGUGUUACACCAGCUCAUAGUCUGGACUACAGACGAACUUGAAAGUUCUCACUUUGAAUUGUAAAUAUUAUUUAAGAUGAGUAUUGUAAGUCCUUCAGUGACAACGUCCUUUCGCGUUCCGGUGUAAAUAAUUAGCCCACAAGGCAUUGCUUGUUUGACACGACAGUAAAACUGUAUUCUUAAUCUGUAAAUUAAAAAGUAAAACCAAUCAAAUACGCUUUUUACUAUGGAAAAUAAAAAUUGUGUGGGUAAAGUGAACUCGUGCAUUACUUUACACUUAAAUGCUAAUGUACCGUCACUGUGCAUUGUAGAGUAAACAAUCCCGUCCCAAUCACAUUUUGUGUGUGUGAGGCAUUGAAGACCUGAGAGUAACUUUUGCUGGUUUGAAAAACCUGGUAAAAGUAACGCGUUACUUUGCUGGAUACUCAAAAUGACGGCGUCACUGUUCGCGACAUUAUCUAUUAAUUCAUCUUUCCAAGAAGUAGGCCGACUGUACCGUCAACUGAAUAGUCUUGCAAUGUGGUCCCUUGCCCACGUGAUGGCGCGCUCGGUUAAAUUUGUUGGCGUCUGUGAGCUCUUACUAAGCUACACACGAAACAACCUAUGUUAAUUGUAUCUUUUUGAUGACAUAUUCUCUGACCACAUCCGUUUCGAUAUUCCUUUACCUUUAUAUGAAUGCUUCCCGCACUGCGAUUUACACUGAAAACGUUCCACCUAUAAAUGUAUUGCUAAAACUGUAAAGAUUAACUAUCAGUACACGUCAAUCAACAAAUUGUACAAGUUGGCAGUAAAGUAUAUUUUUAUGCCAUUGUAGCAACAAAGCAGACGCUCAUGUCAAAGAAAAUAACACUCUUUUCAUUUAUACCUGCGGAAUUAUAUUAAUUGUAUGCAGGAAUAAAUCAGAUCAAUAAAAAUGGUAUUGCAUUUUAAGAUUUAGGUAUUAAUAACAUUCUGUUUAACUUUAAAAAAGGAUUGUUUUACUCCAUUUUACAUGAAAAAAAUAUUUCAUGGUACGUAUCCCCCCCCCCCCCCAAAAAAAAUAAAUAUAUAUAUAUAUAUAUCACAAUAAUUCAUAUUCAAAAUAUUAUAUGAAAGGAAGUAUUUUUAAAGUUGAUUUGUGGGUCUAACAAAAGUGUUAUCCUGGAUCUUGCAUAAAACCUCAACCACGUAGCCUUCUCCUUAUGGUAAACUCACACUACUGGUACCCCUUCUAUCAUAGCAUGGUUUUGUCUAAAACACUGUAAAGGUUUGAAUAAACACUUACUCAUGGCAAUUUUGCUUCAUUUCAUCUACUCUAUUUCAGUCCUUACUCUCUGAUAGUAGAUGAUGUAACGAACAUUACCCAACAUUAAUAUUGGUAUCCCCCCCCCCCCCCCCCACCAAUAUGUAUGUGAUGAUCUCGUGUCAACCGUAAUAAUGAUAAUUAGAUUUUUUUUUAUGUUUAACUUUUUUAUAUUCUGUGGCUGCUAUCCACUCACUGAUAUAAAAUGUUUGAGUUAAAUGCUUAUAGAAUACUCUUUUUAUAAAACUGAAGUGAGCAAGCUGUUUUAGAUUUAAAACAGUAGUGUUGCAGUGUCUAAAAUAAGUUUAUUAGGUAUUCAGUUUGACUAACCAUUAAUUAAUUUUUUUUGGCAAUGCCUUUGGUAUAGCAUAAGAGCAGUCAGAUGGUUUUACAUGAAAUAUGAAAAUAUAUAAAGUUGUAUGAAUAAAAUGUUCAAUUUUAUAAACUAUACAAAAACUUACAAAAUGUUUCAAUAUUAUUUUACAUACAUACCUGUGAGUCCAAAUAAUUAUUGAAAACUCAAAAAAAUGAUACACGUCAAUACAUUUCAUUUCACAGUGUCUGUUCUGCAGAUUAAUUGAUUGUCAUUUCAAUAAAAAAAAAAAAUCCCUCUCAUCUAGGACUGUCAGUCUCUCACACUGUGACGAUGACACCUCUGUGCAACAAAUAGAUGCUCCACUUUGGUGUCAAGAAAAUGUCAAAGUAAUAAAUGUAGCCUCAACUGAUGGUUUGGGAGAGGACGGAGGGUUGUGCAAGGGGGCUUCAGAUUUUUGGACGGCUGCUUUCCUCCAGGCCUAAUGAAUUCAUAAAGCCAAGCGUAGCCAACGAGGGAAAUGGCACGGGCCCUUUCCCCCACGAAAAGGUUGAGCUAAAUCUACAGCUGAGCCUGUUCUGUCCGCUCGCUUUUUCUCAAAGCUCUCUUUAACAAACUUGUCUCACACAUACGAAGAGCCUUUUUCUCUGUUUUGUAGACAAACAUCUUCAUAUGCUUCAGCUCCCCCUUGCAGUCUCCCAAUGAGCUCCAGAUCACUGUGCAGCACGAAACAUUUUCAGUGUGCUGUCUCUGGCGGUAUGUCACUGAUAUCAAAAUGUUUGAAGAUUUGCAGGUCACUGAGGUCACUUGAUAUCUGUUCCUAGGUUAAAUGCAAGUAUGAUAUGGGUGCUCCCAGAUUACUAGCCUUUGACCCUCUGUCCAACUUGAAAGGAGCUUUCUUUUAAAUUACCACCACGAAGUUAAUAAUACACAUGAUUUCCAGAAACCUCAGUGGAAAAGAUUGAAGAAACUGCUGAGUCACAAUUAAGAAAAAGGGAAAAUGCUCAGAGACAUUGUCAGUUAAGUGAAAGGAUAAAGAAGUGCAAAUGAAUGUAUGUAUUUUUUUAAUAACGAUGAUUUCCAACCGGGGUGCUAUGGCACACGUGCCAUUAGAGAUAAUCAGGGGUGCUCUGGGAAUUACCUAAUUUCAUCUGAUUUGUCUGGAAUUUUUUAAUUACAAAUAUAUCUUUGUUCAUCUAUCGAUGCUAGUGGCGUAUUGUGACAGGCAGCAUAGUUAAAUGUUUUUCCAUUAGAUGGCAGAAAGUACAAUUAACCUGUAUAGCUACCUGUUGCCAUUUAUACAGCAGAAUAGGUCAUGAUGUCCUGCGAGUAUCAGAUUUGUGUUCAAUUAAGCAGGUCCAGAUUUGCACUGAGUAAGUCCAUUUCUGAGUAAACUGAAACGAUUAUUUCAGUGUUCAUACUCCUUAUGACAUUUUUCUUUUGUAGUGUGCUGUGAGAUUUUUGUCAUGUAAAAUGGGUGCCAUGGCUCAAUAAAGGCUGGGAAACACUAUUUUUUUUAAUAUCCGCCUGAGGGUACUUACAGUGUAUUCUUGACACAUUUACAGUAUGCGCAAGGAUACAAGAUAAUUGUUUUUCCCUUACCAUUGGGGAUAUUCUGGGGAACCUUUAGAAAAAUACUUCAAUUCAGAUUCCAACUUGUCCUAAAAAAAAAAAACACAGUUUAGACCAUGCACAUACAGGUCAGAGUUUACAGCGGUCCCGACUUAUGACAGUUCAAGUUUCGGAGGAGAGCGUAUCCUCAAGCCCGACGCACACUGUGCAAUGCCGCCGAACCAGACUUGGACCUGACCAUCGCAAAAAAAAAAUAAUACAAAAAUAGAAAAGACAGUUGGCGACUUCCCUCAUGUAACUAGUUGCCGAACCCUGCACACUGCGCAGAAGUUCAGUCGGGUUUGGCUACAUCACUCGAUGUGCUUUCAGGCCCUGCUGUUUGUGAGGAUUAGGAACUCAACACAGCUGCGAAUUGAAAAAAAACUGGCGGUGAACGCCCCCCAAAAUAUUAAUGUAGGCAAAUAUAAACACUUUAAACAGUAAAUACUGUAUACCACAAACCUUGAUAUCAAAACACUUUGUUUUUAAAUUCAUUGUACAUUACCCUAAAAUAAAUAGUUUAUAGAUCAUUUGAUUUAUACACUGACAACCUGGAGUAAACCUAUUUUAGAACAGUCGAGAUGUAUCACUUCAACCUAUUUCCUUGACACCAAUUAUUACUUUCCCAUUAGACAGGGCUUUGGUGGCAUUCAUCUUAGGGUAUUAUAUAAAGAGCACCAAAAUUUCAGCCAAUAAAUGAUGGAGGGUCAGUUCCAAAGAAAAAAAACGCAAAUAGGUGAAUUCUUGAAUAGUUAACCAUAAAUGAGGGAUCACUGUAAGCAAAAGGCACAUUCAUUUACCAUGGUACGUACUUACUGGUUUUCAUUCCAUUUCAUGGUGUUAUGGAAAUGUACGUCAUUAAUUUCUCUGUAAUCAUUUUGAAAGCAGGUUGACAUUAACUUGUGCUGUUUUACAAAUUCCACUUAUGCUGUAUGUGUUGUCCUGCAAGAUUCGUCCCGAAAGCUGUCAACCACACAAACUUUGCUUUUUACUUGACCUGUUUAUCACCCCGAUAAACAGAAAUCAGUUUGUCGCAAACAUCUCGUGUUCAUAUACUAUAAAAACCCUGCUCUGAUGAAUCCUUUUUUUUUGUACACUUUGGCAGACUGCUCGCACUCGGCCAGACCUGUGCCUCAUUGAAGCUUCAACAAAGUAACCCAAAGACGGAUUGUUUUCCAGACUAUUCUUUUUGACCUUACUGAAAAUUCCAAUUGUUUAAUUAGUUAUUUGUUAUGGCCAAGAAAUACUUUUCAUCCUAAUAUUUACUGUAAUUAUGACAUUUCAUAUACAGCACGAUAAUAAUACAUCAUUCUGUUCUGUUACUGCCGUAUUUAUGCUUUUUCAUUCGAUUGUUUAUGAAAUAUUUACCCCGUCCCUGUGAGAAAAUCCGUAAUGAAGUUUUAGCAUGCAUCCAAAAUGUUCUAUUUUUGGGGGUUCUGAUUUUUCAUAUUAUCAUUGGAAGAAAAAAUGGAAUUAGGUAUGUUUGGGUGCUAAUGUCACUGAUGGUGCACUGAUAUACUCGCCUGACUUUGGUGCAGGAAGUGUGGGUUAAUUUCCCACUCAGUGAUGAAGUGAAUGUGAGUGUGAACGGUUGUCUGUCUCUGUAUAUGCCCUCCCUGUGAUUUCCUGGCGACCAGUCCAGGAUGUAGUCUGCCUUUCGCCCGAGGUCAGCUGGGAUAGGCUCCAGCUCCCCGUGACCCUGAACUGAUUAAGUGGUAUAGAAAAUGGAUCUGGGGGUACCGCAGUUUUCCUGGUAUGUGAGUGCUUUUUGCCCCACCAUUUUUUUCUCGUAUCCAAACACAUUUCAAUAAUAACUUGAAAAGAAAAAUGAACUUUGAACUAUCUGUUUUUGAAUGACUAAAUAGAAAAAUGUUUCCUUUAUCUUAGCGGCAUAGACUCUGCAUCAAUU